Lymnaea stagnalis (great pond snail) is the source of this 15893-nucleotide messenger RNA. The record is from the annotation of a GenBank genome assembly. NCBI's taxonomy places the organism in Eukaryota, Metazoa, Mollusca, Gastropoda, Lymnaeidae.
AUGUGCACGUUUCUAUGAGGAGUGAUGUUGUGGUGUAGUAUGAUAUUGACACAGUUGUAUUGCCUGUGUCCACUUAUGUUUGUGUUUAAAUUGGUGAUGCUGUGCUUGCAUGCUAUUGACCAAGUUGUACUACAUGUGUAAGAGCUUUGGAAGUCAAGACAUGCAGCAAUCUGAAAACUUUGGAGAUAUAUUUAUGAGAUACAUUGAUGAGAUUGAUAUAGACAUGGUCUGAUGUGUGGGAUAUAGACACUGGUCCGAUAUGUAGGAUAUAGACUGGUAAUAUUUUAUUGAUUGUCUUUAUUUGCAAUAACGUUUAAAGUCUUAUUUACUCACAUUUCAAUUAUGAGAGUGAUGUGGAUGUGUGAGAGUGAUGCAUCUGGGUUGAGAGGUGGCAUUUCAGGGGUUGAUAGGUGGCAUUUCAAGGUAUGAUAGGUGGCAUUUCAGGGUUUGAGAAGUGUCAUUUCAGGGGUUGAGAGGUGGCAUUUCAGUAAGUUGAGGCGAGGAAAAGUGAUUUAGAAAACAAACGAGAAAAUAACUUUUAAACUAUGAAAUAAACAUUUAUAAAAUAAUAAGGUUUAAAUAUCUUCAUCACCAUUUUCAUUCAUGCAAAAAAAAAAAAAUCCGACCUUUUAACUUAAUUAUUUCGUCACAAGGCAAUCCAUGUAAGGGCAACUCAUCUUUUUCAGACUUUGGAAACAUAGAUUGUUUUUUUUUUGUUGUUUUGUUCUUUAAUUUUAAUUUUAAAAAAAACAAAAAACAUUCUGUAAUGUAGAACAUAUCUGAACCAGCAGCCUCUACGUGUUUUACCAUGUUAUGAUUCCACAUCUAAGGCGAGAUUUAGCCAAGCACCAUUUCUUUACUCGCUUUAAAGUCUUCAGCAUCGGCACGGAAACUCGAUGUUUUGGACAAGAAAAUCUCAAUGCAAAUAACAUGCCAUUUCACAAACUAUUUUUUUUUAAAACUUACAACCAGUUUUUCUACAUUCCUUAGCAUUCCCUUAAAUGCCAACUCGCACUCCAUGAAAUGCCACCUCACAACUCCUUAAAUGCCACCUCACAUCCCCUGAAAUGCCACCUCACAACUCCUUAAAUGCCACCUCACAACCCCUUAAAUACCACAUCACAUCCCCUGAAAUGCCACCUCACAUCCCCUGAAAUGCCACCUCUCAUCCCCUGAAAUGCCACCUCACAUCCCUUGAAAUGCCACCUCACAACUCCUUAAAUGCCACCUCACAUCCCCUGAAAUGCCACCUCACAUCCCUUAAAAUGCCACCUCACAUACCCUAAAAUGCCACCUCACACCCCCUGAAAGGCCACCUCACACCCCCUUAAAUGCCACCCCACACCCUCUGAAAUUCCACCUCACAUCCCCUGAAAUGCCAUCUCACACCCCCUGAAAUGCCACCUCACACCCCCUGAAACGUCACCUCACACCCCCUGAAAUGCCACAUCGCACCCCCUGAAAUGCCACAUCGCACCGCUGCCAACUCAGCUCAGCGCAUUAAGUUACAAAUAACGGGCCAAAUGGUAGCGUGUACUUUAACGGUCGGUAAAUACUGUGAGGCGUCAAGUCUUCAAGGGAGAUGACCUCAGUACUAAACUAAUUCCCACGCCCACUCCAACAUUACUGACUGCCGUAGUUAUGUCCCCAGGCUUAGAUUAGUUCAAAGAACUUAAGGGGCUGAUAAAAAAUGGCAACGAGUCAAGGAAAUGCUUGACUAAGUAAUGAACUAAAUAUGAUGUUCCUCAAAUACGGGACUUUUUAACACCUAAAAUUUGUUACGAAGCCGCAUAACUCUUAAUGUAUUGUGCAGUUUUGCAAUGUUCAAAUUACCUCCCUUUUUAGUGCCAUCUGUGCAUUCCGCACCGUACCUUACCAUUACCGUAACAUAUCGUACCUUACAUCACCAUACAAUUCAUUGCCAAAUCAAACCGUACCAUUACCAUACCGUACCAUUAACAUACCAUACCAUACCGUACUCUACCAUUACCAUACCGUACCAUUAACAUACCAUACCAUACCGUACUCUACCAUUACCAUACCGUACCAUUAACAUACCAUACUAUACCGUACUGUACCAUUACCAUACCGUACCCUUAACAUACCAUACCAUACUGUACCAUUACCAUACAAUACCGUACCAUUACCAUACCAUACCAAGAACAUACCAUACCGUACCGUAACAUAAUGAGGAGCAGCUUAUUAGCCAGAAAUGUUAUAUAAACAGCAAACAUUUGUCAUUAAAUGUUUUGACAUUUGCAGCUAUGCAAUGAUGAUGUCCUGACUCUGACAUAUGUAAUUAUGCUAUUUUGUACACCCCAAAAGAUAAUGAUACAAUUUACCAUUACCAUAAAGAAGUUCACUUCCAUAGAACCAUUCAUUCCACAUUCAUAAACCAUUCGUUUUCAUAUACCAUUCGUUUUCAUAAACCAUUUGUUUUCAUAUACCAUUCGUUUUCAUAAACCAUUCGUUUUCAUAAACCAUUCGUUUUCAUAUACCAUUCGUUUUCAUAAACCAUUCGUUUUCAUAAACCAUUCGUUUUCAUAAACCAUUUGUAGACAUAAACCAUUCGUUUUCAUAAACCAUUUGUAGACAUACAAACUAUGUGUUUACAUAGAGCCAUUUGUUUUACAUAUAACCUUUUACUAACAUACAAACACCAUUUGGCUUACUGCUGAUCUCCAAACUAUACGAGCGCUGCAAGAAUGCGCACCACCACUGGUACACGGCCAUAAGUGCUGCACGUCGGCGCAUCGCGGUCGAGUAGGCAAUGCACGAGUGCUUUUAUGAUCGUGGCCAUGUUUUCAUGAAGAUUUGGUUUCAACAAUGGACAAAUUAAAUCUACUUAUUUCAGCACUGUCAGUACAUUUGUUAGCGGUCUUACAGCGCGGCUAUUGCCCCGUUCAAUGUUGGCAGUGCAGUAACUUGAGGUAGGCAUAUCAAUAUAAGGACCACACAAAGACCCCAAGUUUUGAAUCUUACACCCGUGACGGCCUGGCAACAAGAGGUCAAUGUUCCACGUUCAUGUUUCUACAUCAAUGACGUGGAACUAAAAUAUCUUUGACCCUUUCUCCUUGAAACGCUCAAUCAAUUAUAAUGUCCUUAUCAAUAAUAAAGGGGAAUGUCCUCUUUAGAAAAUGUCUAAUAUUUUCACUAGCGUGAACUGGUGUCAUCCACAUUCAGUAAUCUAACUCCUGUCAUUUACCCCCUGUCAUUUUACUCCUGUCACUUAACACCUUUAAUCUAACUCCUUUAUGAGACACCUGACAUUUAACUCCUGACAUCUAAAUCCUUUUCCUUAACUCCAGUUAUCUAUCACCUGUUAUCUAAUUGCUGUCAUUUGAACCUUGUCAUUCAAAUCCUGUCAUACAAAUCCUGUCACACAACCCCUGUCAUCCAGCCCCUGACAACCAACCCCUGUCAUUUAGCUCAUGUCAUGUAACUGCUGACAUUUAAACCCCAUCAUCCUAAUCCUGUCAUCCAACUCAUGUCAUUUAAAUCAUGUUAUCCGAAUGCUGCCAUCCAACCCAUGUCAUUCAACUACUGUCAUUUAACUCCUGUCAUUUUCACUAUGCUUUUCACUAUGUACGUUCAGCCCAGUGAUCAAGCAGUUUGAUAUGCAUUAUCAUAUGUUCGCGGACGUUACCCAACAUCAGCUAUCCGUGAUCCCCUCUCAGUUCCUUCAGCUGCUCAGUAUGACACAGAAGACAGCCAACAGUAGAAAUGAAAAUAUAGCAAAGAACAAAGCACAGUAGACAACUCAAGAAGUAUCCAUUCGUGUCCAUUUCUACUGUUGGCUGAGGAAGGCUUUAUUGCGAAACGUCCUUGUUUUUUGUCCUGUUAUCUUAUUUCAAGCUUCCACAUACCUCGUUUUGCUAUUUCAUUCAUUUACUAAGCUUGAAAGCAGUCAUUUAAUUUAUAUAAUUUAGACUUACGGAAGGCACACCUUCGCAUUUGCUGGCCCAAUAAUUUGGAACACACUUCAAAUGAGUGGCACCAAACUGAAAUGAGUGGCCCACACAUAAAUGAGUGGCACCCCACUUAAAUGAGUCACACCCCACAUAAAUGAGUCAAACCCUACUUAAAUGAGUGGCACCACACUUAAAUGAGUCACACCCCACAUAAAUGAGUCAAACCCUACUUAAAUGAGUGGCACCACACUUAAAUGAGUGGCACCCCACUUAAAUGAGAUGCCUCCACUUAAAUGAGUGGAACCCCACUUAAAUAAGUGCCACCACACUUAAAUGAGCUGCACCACACUUAAUUGUGUGGCACCCCACUUAAAUGAGUGGCACCACACUUAAAUGAGUGGCACCACACUUAAAUGUGUGGCACCCCACUUAAAUGAGUGACAUCCCACUUGCAUGAGUGGCACCCCUUUUAAAUGAGUGGCAGCCCACUUUAAUGAGUGGCUCCCCACUUCAAUGAGAUGCCUCCACUAAAAUGUGUGCCACUCCACUUCAAUGUGUGCCACUCCACUUAAACCUUCUACAUGUUGUCUCUAUCAACAAUAUAUAUUCUAUUGUUUGACAUCAUCUACAGGUUCACUCCAUCUCCACUUAUUGAAUCUGUGAUACUGAAAUUCAACUACUUAACAAGAUUAUUUAAGAAAUAAAAUUUGAGAUGACCAGUAGUCAAGCUUGGAAAGUUCCAGUUCGCCAUGUGGUCACUUUGUGCAUUGGCAUCAUCUUGUGGAGUGGAUCAGUUGAUGCCGAUGGUGCUUGUGAGUAAUGAUUGUUGUGGUUAUGUCGUGUUCUUCUUAACUGUUUGUUUUUAAAAUAAAUAAUUGUCAAGUGCAAAUGCUUUAAGGUGGUAAUGGUGAUCUUAUUUUAAACAGUAUGAGCUUUAUUCAUUUUUAAUUAUUCCUUUUAAAUAUCAACCAACAGACAACACAAAAAUUGAAUUUAUUCAACAACAUUGGAAUUUUUAAAAACACAAUUAAAAUUCUAAGUUUUAAAAAUUUGUUUUUGAAUGAUUCAUUAACUUAAAAUUCUUUUUUUCCUAACUCCAGCUUGGAAUUACAACAUCUCAGGAUAUGGAAGUAAGGAAAGCGAAAAUUAAAAAAAAACAGAGCUUUAAUUGAGCAUACCUACUUUGCCUGUAGUUAUAGAAGUAAUUUUAAGUGCCGUUAUAUUUAUUCUAUUGAAAGAUCUUAUUUUAUAACUUUAUUCUGUUAACAUUUAAGCCUAUGACGGUAUGCACAAAAACUUUCUCCACUGUAAAUUGCAGGUCCAGCAUAUUGGUACAUGAAUUAUAGCAACUGUGGGGGUGUAAUGCAGUCACCUAUUGAUAUCAACACCACCAUCGUCUUGUAUGACCCUUGGCUGCCAGUGUUCAACAUUACAGAAUACUCAAAAACUGACAAUGUCACAAUGACACUGACAAAUAAGGGUGGUCACACAGGUAAAAAAAUUUAUAAUCUCCCCUUUUGAUCUAUAAAUCCAUCAAGAUUUUAGUCCUUCAAACAUAUUAGAACCUAUAAUGUUACACUCUCUGUUUUUGAUAGAGUAUCAAAAAUAUUAUUAUUUGAAAUAUGUCAUUAGAUUAAAAUAUAUCACUAACAGAAAUUAAUAUUACCUGAAAUGUUUAUCUGCUAUUUAUAAUUUGCUGAAAUGCAGUAGGCCUAUGAAAUAUAUGGGCCAAAAACAACAGAACUGAAUUUCUGCAUCUUGAAUGCAUACAUGCUUUUACCAACAGUUUUAUAUCUUUAACAACCACAAAUGUUUCCAGUAGGGAAAAAGAAGAAAUGUCGGGCAGUUGUAAUUGGAAGCAUGUCACUGGGCUGUGGAAAAACUUGUCAUAUUUAUUAUUUCUGUUAAAAUUUUAUGAAUGUGGCUAGAGUUGGAAAAGGUGGCAGAACAAUUCUGAAAGAGUUAAAAAAAGGCUGUGCAAAGAAACAUGACUGUUAUUUUUAAAUAUUAUGAAAAGUUCUUUAUUCUUGAAAUUAACUGUGUCAACCAGAAGAGGAGGUUUGGUCAACCAGUAAAUAGUUUGAUAGAGAAUCACAUUAAAAUUUGUAUCUUCUCCAGCAGAUGCUGCAUUCACUCCUAAAUAAAGUCUUUGAUGAAAUUCCUUGAAACAAAAAAAGGGAUACCUCCAUUUUCCAAUUGUUUAAGAGACUUAGGUGCAUUUUAGUACUGGUACCUCAUUUACAAAUUUGACAAUGCUAGAUGCAGAGACAUUGCUUAUGCAACCCUUGUGGCUGCAGGAGACCUUGGAUAGAGACAUUGCAUGUGCAACACUUGUAGCUGCAGGAGACCUUGGAUAGAGACAUUGCAUGUGCAACACUUGUAGCUGCAGGAGACCUUGGAUAGAGACAUUGCAUGUGCAACACUUGUAGCUGCAGGAGACCUUGGAUAAUAAUAAGAUGAAUAAAGUUUAUUUGAAAAUCAUGCUUCAUCCCCAAGGCUUGAAGAGCGGUACAAAGUCAACCAUAUUAAAUGAGAAAUGAACAAAUCUAGAUUUUACCACAUUGAAAUACAAAACACAACAUUACACAAACUGCAUACGAGAAUACCCAUUCUAAGUCUUUCAUCCCUUAUAACCAUAAACAACACAGGCCACUAUACAUCUAGGAGAUAAUAGCUAGCUGGAAAAGAUGGUAGACAACAUCACCCAAAUACUCAAGUUGUGAAGUAGACAAAAUUUAAAUUAUCAAGUUUGAAAAUUGAAUGUACGGGCACAAAGCCGAAAAGUGGCUAGUGUCCUCGAUAAGUCAUGUGAUGGCUCUGUUUUAUUAUCAACUAAAGAAUUUCUAAUGUCAACAUUAACCGAUAGACAGUAAAGGUCCUUGGCUUUUCUCCAGAGCCUUUAUGUGGGCCCUGCAUGGGGCCUUGAAUAUUUAAGGGGCCAACAUAUGUGAAGUGAAAAAAGGAACUUUCAACUUUAAAUGUAGUAGGUACAAAACUGUAAAAUGUAAGGGGUCUUUAAAAUUCAUGCCACAACUCUUGCAGAAUGGAGCCAGAAAUGUGAGCCAGAAAUGUGAGCCAGAAAUGUGAGCCAAGAUGAUGUUUGCAAAAUGUUUUUUUCCCAUGAUGUAUGGGGAUUCAGAUUUUAUUGGCAUAUGUAUUCUCAUAUGUAAGUCCCAUUAUGUACUUCCCAUUCCAUUGACAGAAUAUGGUUCCAGAAUUCAAAAUUUUGUAAAAAGUUGUGUUACUUGAUGCUGUCUUUGUCAGCUCUCUUGGACUGGUUCUCACAUCUUUUUAACUUGGUCCCUAUUUACGACUAUUUGAGUAUGAGUGAAAAAAAUGCUUAACUAUAAAUGCAGUUUCCUAAGUUGAGAGACUUAUUUUCAAGCCCAUCUGCCUAUCAUAUCAUGCUUUCACUAUUACAAAUACACAGUGGUUGCACCAUUGAUGAAUGUUUAUAUGCAUUCAAGAUGUUGGAGCUUCAAUACUUUAAAAUUGGCACACACUGUACAAACUGUCCUAAAGUGUAUUCUCUUUGCAUCAAUUUAUUUCUUAUUUUUUAUUCACAUUUCCCUGAAUAGAUUUUGAUAUCUCCAUAUUUCCAUGAACAAAAGUUUAUGUAUCCAUAUUUCCAUGACCUCAAUUCAUGAACUAAAAUGGUGAAUGCCUUAUUUCAGCUGAAGUAGAGUUCUCAGGGACACCAAUUUAUCUGAGGGAAGGGGGACUCCCUGAUGUUUACAAACUAGUACAGUUCCAUUUUCACUGGGGAGCACAGGAUCAAAGAGGUUCAGAGCACAGUAUUGAUGGCUACCACGCACCAAUGGAGGUAAUACAAAGUACUGGCUACCACUCCCCAAUGGAGGUAGCUUAGAGUGAAGUUUCCUUCUCAUGGCCUAAAACAUCCUAAUCAUUGCUGAUGUUGAUGCUGGCUCCAUUUUUAUCUUUCUUACACACAUCCAGUCAUGUGUGUAUUGUGGUAGUUCCCAUGGUUGUUACAUCCAGUCAUGCGUACAUUGUGGUAGUUCCCAUGGUUGUUAAUCCAGUCAUGUGUCCAUUGUGGUAGUUCCCAUGGUUAUUACACAUAUCCAGUCAUGUGUAAAUUGUGAUAGUUCUCAUGGUUGAUACAUACAUCCACUCAUGUGUACAUUGUGAUAGCUCACAUUGUUGAUAUAUAAACUUUAUAAAUCAUUAUUAAUACAGUAGCAAAUCAAUUAUUGUUUUACAGCAAUGGCAAUGAACACCCCCCUGACUAAAUGAUUAUACCCCUUGACUUAAUAAUUAUACCCCCUGAUUUAAUGAUUAUUAUCAUCAUCAUCAGUGGCCCUACAGCCCAUGUAGGGCCCUGGCCUGCUCCACCAAAUCCUUCCAUUUGGAAUGAUCCAUUGCCUUCCGCCUCAAUGUGUGAACCCCCAACUGGUGUAAAUCCACAUCAUCGGUCCAUCUCAGCUUGGGCGACCAGUGAGUUGUCUGCCUUUAUUUAAUGAUUAUACCAUACCAAAAUUUAAUGUUAAUAUAAAUAAUUUCUCUGCAGCUGCACCUUGUCCACCAGCAGGCACAUUUGGAAAAUGAUGCAAAAUUUAAGGAACAUCCAUUUGCAAUUGCAGUAUUUGGCUUUAUGUUCAAGGUAAGAAAAAGAUGUGUAUGGAUAUAAAGGCUUUAUGUUCAAGGUAAGUAAAAGAUGUGUAUGGAUAUAAAGGCUUUAUUUUCAAGGUAAGUAAAAGAUGUGUAUGGAUUUAUACAAAAGGGUUUAAUUUUUCAGUUUAGUUGAUCAAAUCUUUUGAUUCACUUUUUAAUUGAGACUCUUAUUUUAAUGCAUCUCUUAUUUUAAUGUGUCUCUUAUUUUAAUGUGUCUCUUAUUUUAAUGUGUCACUUAUUUGUUGUGUCUCUUAUUUUAAUGUGUCACUUAUUUGUUGUGUCACUUAUUUCUUUUAUUUUAAUGUGUCUAGACUCACUAGUAUUUUAAGGGUUGAAACUAGAACCAAUUGAGUUAUCCCAGCAAGGUCUAAAAUUUAUAAUGUAUGAGUUGGAUAAUGGGGAAGAGAAAGAUUCUACUUCUUAACAUUUAGAGAUAUUGACAGUGGCCUCAUAUACACAGGGGCCUCAUAUUCACAGUGGCCUCAAAUUCACAGGGGCCUCAAUGUUCUCAGACAGGACAGAUUAAUAUACUAGAAAUUCUAGUUUACUCAUCUUGCGACUGUGAUACAAUUCAAAAUGCCGUGAGAAGCAGGAACAGCUUUGCUGAACAGUGACAAGCCUGGUUAAACCAGGAUGAAUGGUCAGCAUACUUCUGUCUCACUUCAAUUUAUAUCUCUUAGUUUGUGUUUUAAAUUGAAAUUGUGUCUAACUUUCAGAUUUCAACAGAAGAUAAUCCCAACUUUGAAAAGCUUCUCCAAUAUUUUCCUAAGAUCUCCACUGCAGGUAAGACAAUGAAUGGGGUCAUGGGGCUGUUUAAUGAUUCUUUCUACAGGGUACUUACUAGAAUUUAGCUGACUGUUAUACUGUAAAUAUUGACCUUAGAUUUUGAUGGAUGUUGUAUUCCAUGAAAUUAAAUGUGGCUCAUUGCCAAUUAUUCUCUCAUUUUAAUGUACAAAUUGUAAUAUGUCAUUUUGAAGAAAUCUAAUUUGUUAUAAUUAAAAAAUGACAUGUUUGCAUACAAUCUUGCAUGUAAUAGAAAAUAUCUACUGUACUUAGAUGACUCAUGAGUUCUAUUGAUGAGUUCUAUUGCAUUUGUAGAGUACACAUUUUGUGGCAUUGGUACAGUUCUGAGGCAGUGGUAAAAUACAGUAGUGGAGUACAGUGGUAGAGUAGAGUACAGUAGUAGAGUAGGGUACAGUGGUAUAGUUCAGUACUGUGGUAGAUUACAGUGGUAAGGUACAAUGGUAGAGUGGGGUAGAGUACAGUGGUGUAGUAGAGUACAGUGGCAGAGUGGAGUACUGUGAUAGAACACAUUGAUGGAAUACAGUGGUAGAUUACAUUAGUAGAGUACAGUGGCAGAGGGGAGUACAGUGGUAGAACACAGUGAUAGAAUGCAAUGAUAGAUUACAAUGGUAGAAUACAGUGGUAUAUUGUAGUGGUAUAUUAUAGUGGUAGAAUACAGUGGUAGAGUGCUGUUGUAGAGUGCAGUGGUAAAGUACAGUGGUAGUUUGCAAGUUUGGCUUAAAGUUGUAGAUGGGAUGAAAUAAUGGAAAACACAGUUAAUAAAAAUUUGUUCCCAAGAAUAUUUUAAAAAAACUAUUUUUCACACCAUUUAUUUGAUACUUUAUGGAAGGGAUUUGUAAGUAAUGUUUGAUUUAUUGUGGAAGUGAUUUGUAAGUAAUGUUUGAUUAAUUGUGGAAGUGAUUUGUAAGUCAUGAAUGUUUUAUUUGUGAAAGUGAUUUGUAAGUAAUGUUUAUUUCACUUGUUUUGGAAGUGAUUUGUAAGUAACGUUUGUUUUAUUUGUGGAAGUGUUUAGUAAGUAUUUUUUGCAAAAGUGCUUUGUCUAUUUUUGUGUUCAUGUCUUUACUAAUUAUAAUUUGGUUAAAUUGUUGUUGUUUUUUCAUUAAAAAAAAUCUUUCCAACAGAUAAAGGAGGUAAGAUUUUCUGAAAGAUUUUGAUUCUUUGUGGUGAUAGUAAUUUCAUAUUAUGUAUUGGUGGUAGUUUUCUAUCAUGUGGUGGUAGUAGUUGCCUUUUAUGUGGUGGUAGUGGUUGCCUUUCAGGUGAACCUUUCUAUUAUCAGUAAAUAUUCAUGCAUAGAUCUUUUAUUUCUUAUAUAUACAGUCUGUACCCCAUAUUCAUCAGUAAAAACAAUACUCCAAGCUUCUUAUGAACUUUUCUUAAAAUAAUUGUUAUUUAAAGAAUUUCAAUAUUUUUUUAUUUUUUGUUUGUGAUGCAACAUCUCUGAAUUAUAUCUAAAACAUAAAAGAAAUAUCUUUUUAUUACAUUCAUCUGUACAGGUAUUAUAGAUACUACUCUCCAUUCAAAUCAAUAAUAUUAAUAGGGAAGUAACAACUAGGGUUGUACCAGGUAAAGCUGUACCAACUAGGGCAGUCCAACUAGGGUUGUACCAGGUAAAGCUGUACGACCUAGGGAGGUCCAACUAGAGUUGUGCCAACUAGGGAUGUACCAACUAGGGAUGAACAAACUAGGGAUGUACCAACUAGGGAUGUACCAACUAGGGAUGUAGCAACUAGGGAUGUACAAAAUAGGGGUGUACCAACUAGGGAUGUACAAAAUAGGGGUGCACCAAUAGGGGUGUACCAACUAGGGGUGUACCAACUAGGGUUGUACCAACUAGGGAUGUACAAACUAGAGAUGUACCAACUAAGGGUGUACAAGCUUAAUCUACUACUCAAUAUUAAUUUGUAUUCAACUGAUUAUUAAUUAAACAAAUGAUUAAAAAUAAAAAUAAGAAACCUUUAGUUACAGGUUGUACCUGAUCUAAACUAUAGAACUUUUAAUUAAAGAUUAUAUGACCUGAUCUAAACUAUAGAAUUGUUUAGUUAAAGAUUCUUCCUUGCAUUGCGCCUGGUCCUAGAUACUCUGACCCAUCUAUUUACUGAAUGCCCAGCACCAGAUAUGGCAUGGGUGGCCAGGGUGAUGGGACAGUCCUAUGUCACGGACAAUGUUAUAUAGAACUGCCCAUGAACUAGUCGGGGCUUUAAGAGCUUAAUUCAAACCUUCACUAGAAAAUGUGAGCUGAUAAAAGAAUCUAUGAUCUGAUCUUAACUAUAUAACAUAAAAUGUGCUUGCUACAAAAUUUGCUGAUGGAAGCAUUUAUUGGGAAAGAUUAUUAGAACAAUAUGUUGCACUGAACUUACUGUAACUGACAAGCCAAAGAACCUUUUGCAACUGACAGUCAAUGAACCUACUGUAACUGACAAGCCAAAGAACCUACUGUAAUUGACAAUUCAAUGAACCUACUGUAACUGACAAGUCAAUGAACCUACUGUAACUGACAAGUCAAUGAACCUACUGUAACUGACAAGGUAAUGAACCUAAUGUAACUGACAAGUCAAUGAACCUACUGUAACUGGCAGUCAAAGAACCUAUUGUAACUGAGAAGUCAAUGAACCUAUUGUAACUGACAAGUCAAUUAACUUACUGUAAUUGAUGUCAAUGAACCUGGUGUAACUGACAAGUCAAUGAACAAGAAGAUAAAUGAAAUUGUUUAUUCAAUGCAUAUUUCACAUACAUUUAUAUUAACAAGUACUUUAGUUCCUCUAGAAUUUUUAUAAAAUUUUUAGAGUAGACAAAUUAGUCUAAUAUUGUUUAAUGAUUUUAAAUAUAUUUAAAUUGACUCAGUGACUGCCUGGUAAACUGACUGACUCAGUGAAUGUAGAUAUCUUUAUAUUUGAUAUUUGACCUAGUAUUUUAAUUUAUCUUUACCUGUUUAAAGAUGUACAUUUAAAAAAUAAAUAAAACCUAAAUAUUUCUAAAUAAAUUUAUUUGAGCAAUACAAUAAAUUUUAAAAAAUGAAUAAAAGUGCUAAUCAUAAAUCAUUUAUUAGAAAUCAUGUUUGUGUUAAGAAUUUAAGGAAAUAAUUUUAAUUUGUUCCAAACAUUUCUCUUUUUGAUCUCAGCCUUCUUCAAAUUUAAUGUUGAUUUUCUAAUGUUGAUUUUCUAAUGUUGAUUUUCUAAUGUUGAUUUUCUAAUGUUGAUUUUCUAAUCUUGAUUUUCUAAUGUUGAUUUUCUUACACACCUUUAGCCUUCCCUUCAUUUAAGAUUUUUUUUAAAAAUUCAGUGUUUUGUGUUUCAGACAAUGAGACAGAAAUUGAAACUUUCAAAGUUCGUGAUCUACUUCCAUCAGAUGAGAAACUAUAUUUUUAUCGCUACUCUGGAAGCUUAACCACUCCUGAGUGUUAUGAAACAGUGAUUUGGUCCUUGGCCACACAAUAUAUUACUAUCUCAGAAAGACAGGUACAAUUUUUGUUUGCCUAAUAUAUAUUUAAAAAAUAAUAUAUAUAUAUAUAUAAUAAAGGGGAAGAAAUAAAAAAAAACAAAAACAUUAUGAUUAUAAAAAAAAGACUUCUUCUAUCACAGAUGAAUUUAAAGACACUAAACAGUAGAGAAUAGGCCUACUUGAUAAACUUUCUUAAAAUGCAAAGAAAGACUGUGCAGAGUAGUGGAUGAGCAUUGUAUGAAACCAAAGAAUUUGAAUUGAAUAUAGACAAAACUUCAAUAUGUUUUACUUUCAUUAAUUUUUGAAAAUAUUGUUACAUUUCUAUAGAAGACAAAGUUAAGAUUCAGACUUAUAUCCUCAGAUCAAUGUGUUCCGAAGUCUGUACAAUGAGAAUCACGAUCCCCUUGUUGAUGACUUCAGACCCAUUCAAGCCCUCAAUCAAAGGAGCAUCCUGACAAAUGAUAUUAAGUUCAUGGUCACUGCAGCAUCAUUCAACUCUGGACAACAGUGGACAUUCCAUAAGAUGACUCAUUUCAUCAGUUUUAUUUUAGUAUUUUAUCUCUUUAUGUUGUAUUAAUAUUACAGUAGACAAAAUUUCUGACCACCCCACCCCCACACACAUUUGCUCCAGUAAUUAUAUUAUGUUUAUCUGAUGGAACUUUUUAAUAAGUUGAUUUUUAGGGUUGAAACUGAAACAGUUAAAAGGAACUCUAUAAAUAUCAAAUUAGAAAUUCUUCUUUUUUAAAAAAAAAUAUGUUAUUGAAUAAAAUGAAGAACAUUUUUUCUAUUUGUUUUCCUGUCUGAGAUAAGUUUUUAUCCAACUAAAGUGGAAUGACACAAAUAUUCCACAUUUGAAUAUUUCACAAGAGCUGUAAAUUUCUCCAUAAAUCAAACCUUCUACCACAAGGAUGCCAGCUAGACAUUUUUGAUACAUUUAACCUUAAGCUAUCCAUAUUUGAUGUUAAAUUAUUUUGGAUGAUUUUGUACCCUUUAUCUUUACAAAUAAUUCCUCUAUCCUGUAUUACUGUAUAGAUUUCAAAGAUUGUCUCAAUUCCUACAUUCUGUAUAGAUUUCAAAGAUUGUCUCAAUUCCUACAUUCUGUAUAGAUUUCAAAGAUUGUACCAAUUCCUUUAUCCUGUAUAUAUUUCAAAGCUGUGUGAUAACUUUUGGUAUGAUUUUGUUUACAUUAAAUUUAAAUCAUUCACUGGAUGUGUGACAAGAGUAAGAAAUCUGUGUGUAUGACAGUGUAAAUUGAUCUUUAAUACAUGUGUAUUUCAGGGGAAAUGCAUCAUAAAUCAUCAUUGUUUGACAGAAGAAAUGCAUCAUUAAUUAAUAUGUGUAUGACAAAGGAAUCACAUAAUUUUCUGUCUCUGUAUGACAGAGGAACAUACAAUUAGCUUUAUGUGUAUGAUGAGUAAAAUGCAUCAUAAUUUAUAUGUGUAUAUUUUAAGUGCAUGUUUUAUAUUUUGUGUUAAGAAUGAGAUAUUUUACUGCACUUUUAAGAAUAAACAAGAUAUUUUACCAUAUGUAUUAACUCUUUUGAUGUGGAACAACACACACUGCGUUCUUCUGCCGUUCUCAAAAGCACGGACAAUGUGCUGUGCGUUGUUUCAAUAUCAUGUUUAUUUCUUUGAUAUUUCUCGGUUAAACUUUUUAAGAGCUAUUUUUAAAUAAGACUUUUACUUAGAGUGGCACUUCAUUGUUUACAAGCAAAACCAAGGUUUAUUUGUUGUCAUUUGAAGCAUUAUUUUGACGAUUUUCUUUUCUUCUGUUGCUAUGGCUACCCUAGGCCGUAGUAGGUAAGUUUCCUUACUAUUUACAGUUUAAAAAGUUUUGGAAUUGUUUUAUAAUAUUUCUUUUAAUAGUGAAGAUGAUUUAUAUUUAGAUGCAUAAAAUGAUUCCAAUAGUAGUAGUUUUAGAGGAAAUGAGUUAUAGAAGUGAAGAUGAGGUAUGCGUACAAAUCAUAGGGUUUGGGGAAAAAUGGUUUAACAUAAAAUGUUUUCAUAUUUUGUUGUUCUUUUCUGUAACUUAUUUUAUUUAAAGUGAAUAAAUAAGUGUACAAACAUAUAGUCCUUUCAAUUACCUUUCAUUUGAUACCAAAGAAUAAUAUUUUAAAUAUUUUUUUAAUUAACCCAAUCUCUCACUCUUUUUCUGCUCUUUGAAAAAAGAUGUAAAUUUUUUCGAUUAAAAAAAUUCUACAGCGAAAGAGUUAAUAAACUAAAUAAUUGUGCACUUUAUUUAAUUUUUAUACAUUAAUUGUAUACAUAAGCAUCUAGAUAAAUUUUAUAUACAUUAAAAAAACCAAAUAAAUUCUGGUAGUCCAACGUCACACGAGUUAAUCAUAUUUGAUCUUCUCUUUUUAUUUAUAUAUAUAUUUCCUAAAAUUAUAAAUAAAAAAUUGAAUUAAAUAGCCUGGUCAUGAUAAAAAAAUAAAUAUUAUAUUAAUUUUAAAAUAAAUUUCGUGGUUUAAAUAUUGAUAUAUAUUUAAUGGGUGAUAUUUUUACAAGAAGAUAUGUCUUGGGUAAAGAUUGAAGGCAAAAAUGUGUUACUUGCUGCCUGCCACUGUGAGGUCUCAAAAUCUACUGAUGUUUACAUUUGUAUUUGGUUUUGAGGUAUAGUAUCCUCAAAAAGAUCAUAAAAAUAUUUUUAAAAUUUCCACACUCUAGAACAGUGGUUCUUAACCUUUUUGAGGUACCAAACCCCACAAGUUUCAUAUGCGCAUUCAACAAACCCUUCUUAAUAGGAAAAAUAAUAAUUGUUUUUUCCUGAUAUUUUUUGGACCUUUGCCGAACCCCUGAGACUGGCUCACUGAAUCCUUGGUUAAGAACCACUGCCCUAGAAUGUAUAUUAAGUAAAUAGUAAAUCAAAUGUUUCCUUUUUAAUAAUAUAGAAUGUUCUUUGUAUUAUCAUUUUUAUAGAAUGUUCAUUUUAUGUUAGCAUUUUUAACAUCUUGAUGUUCUUGGUCUUAAUGUUAACAUAUCUAACAUCUUUGGUUUUUGCGAAAUGUUUAUCCUUAAUAUAUCCUUAAUAUAUUAUAGGUUUUAGGCCACAAAAUUCCACCCCUGAACUACAAAGAAUAAUAAUACUUAAAAAUUAAAGAGUACCUAU